AUGACAAGAGAACAAACCCCACGCACUCUCUCACCUCGCUACCGAAUCCGCAAACUCACGCUCGCCGAUCUAUCCGCGGUAAAAGCUCUUCUUGUACAAAGCAAGACAUCUCCAUCCUCAUUCUGCCCAACUGUAGACUCUGGAAACCAGACAAUCAUUGCAUAUCAACAAUACCAUGCAGUUGAUUAUCUAGUCCGCCACGCAAUAAAGUCAAAUAUGUCCUUCGGCGUUUUCGAUACUGAAUACAAAUAUCGCUAUUCCUCGUCAAUCAAAACAGGCGGAAAGCUACACUGGGACGAGAACGAUAUCAGAGCAUCAUCGAAACAGCUUCUCCACCAAAUCGACUUUCCUCUUGUCUCUAUUGCAUUAAGCCAUGAUGCAGCAAAUCCACCUGAUGAGGACAAAGUGCAGUGGUAUCUUGACAUCCGACCUGGCUAUAAGCAAGCAUGUGCACACCUUGAAUCACUCAUUCCGGCCUCGGCUAGGGAUGGGUAUAGAUAUGCACUAUUGGGCAAAGUCUUGAUGAGAAAGGGGUCUGUGACGAGGGGCGAUUAUGAGGGAAGGGGCAUUAUGAAAGGUCUGGCGCUUUGGCUGGUCUGGGAGUCGAAACGGUGUGGGUAUGAGGUUAUUGAGAUUCCGGUUUCAAGCGCGGCUGUGCGUAGGGUUUGGGAGAAUCUGCCACCGCCGUGUAAAGUAGAUGUUAUGGCGGAGUAUGUGAUUGAAGAUUUGGAGGUUUGCGAUGAACGCGGGAAGAUGGAGAGGCCAUUUGAGGGAAUUCAAACGGAAAUAUGUCAGCUGAGAAUCAAUUUAUGA
Molecule: messenger RNA, 813 nt
Organism: Penicillium cosmopolitanum
Lineage: Eukaryota; Fungi; Ascomycota; Eurotiomycetes; Eurotiales; Aspergillaceae
Exons: 1
Coding region: 1-813 (270 amino acids)
Source: RefSeq, a predicted model, not a curated record